GUUCUCAUCUCUCUCUCUCUCUCUCUCUCUCUCUCUCUCUCUCUCAUGUGUUAAGGUGCUCCAUUUUUCACUCUGUUAUCUUUUUCACUCCACAGCACAACCUCCAUUUCCCUCUUUCUCAGAUCUUCAUUGCAUUCCAUGGAUCUGUAAAUUCCACUGCAUUGUUGUAUUUUACAUAGGGUUUACUCUUCGCAUGCUUGUUUGGCCGCUUUAGUGUGUGUAAAGACAUGCAAUCUUACUGUUUGAGCAAAGGAGCUGAUGGAGGAUUUUGUUUGCGUCAUCGGAACCCUAAAAACUUCCGUCGAGAGACAUUGGAGCUCGUUGGUUUUUGAUUCUGAUGAUGGUGUGUGCGAAUGGCUUACCGGAGAGAGAAGAUGCCAACUCUGAUGUUUCUUUUUCUUCUCCCUGUGCUCACUCUGGUUUCUACUAGUUUUGGGAUUCCGAUAUUGCAGAUCCGCUUGUCUCCUCUACUGCCAAGCCAACCAUCUUUUGUGGAAAAAUUCUCACAGGGGGAUGUGAGGUUAAUCAGGAUGAGUCCAUCAUAUGCUCCGUCAAUUGCUCCCCAUGCAUGGCGGUCUAGGCCUUCAUUGGAACUGUCAAGUGCACCUGCUGCUUCUGCAAUGCCUCAAGGUCCUGUUGCUGGUCCUAGCAGUAGUACAAGACAUCACCACCAUCAUAAACGGGCGAGAAAUCAUGCAGUCUCCCCUUCUCCGUCCACAGUAGCAGGUUGUGGUCAAACUUGUGUGGAGCCACUUACUUCAACUCCCAUUGGUUCACCCUGUGGUUGUGUGUUUCCGAUGAAAAUUAGACUUCUUCUAGAUGUAUCUCUUUAUGCCAUCUUUCCUGUGGUUAAUGAGCUAGAGAUUGAGGUUGCAGCAGGCAUAUAUCUGAAACAAAGUCAAGUGAUCAUAAUUGGCGCCAGUGCUGAUAGUCAAAAUCAGGAAAGAACAGUGGUGGAUAUUAACUUGGUUCCUCUGGGGGAGAAGUUUGAUAAUACCACUGCUAUGCUGACUUAUGAAAGAUUUUGGCAGAAUAAGGUCCCUCUAAAUAAGACUCUUUUCGGUAACUAUGAAGUGGUGUACAUUACAUACCCAGGGCUUCCUUCUGCGCCUCCAUCUGGGAAUUUCUCUGGUAAUGGUCCAAGUGGAAGUGUUGGAAAUCAGCAAUUCCCUGUCACUGCAGAAUUUGUAAACAAAAGCGAGAAAAUGAGGCCUAAAAUUAUUUUCGUCUCCACUUUGUCAGCAGUAGUGCUCUUGCUGGUUUGCUGUGGGGCAGUUUUCAUCCUCUUAAAAUGCAGGAAGGUUGGCAGACCUUCAAAUGCUGUUGGUCCUGCAUAUACAGUACCUGCAAGUAAAAGAUCUGGAAUUGGGUCUACAUUAUCAAGUAGCCCAGCAAUCUCCUCAUCAGUGUCUCUUGUUUCUGCCAUGCCUGCAUCUAUUCUCUCUGUCAAAACAUUUGCACUUGCAGAGCUUGAGAAGGCCACAGAGAAGUUUAGCUCUAGAAAAGUUUUGGGUGAAGGAGGAUUUGGACGUGUUUAUCAUGGGGUCCUGGAAGAUAGAUCCGAAGUUGCCGUGAAAUUGCUAACAAGGGAUAAUCAAAAUGGAGACCGUGAAUUUAUUGCUGAAAUUGAGAUGCUAAGCCGUUUGCAUCACCGUAACCUUGUUAAACUGAUUGGUAUAUGCAUUGAAGAACACACACGCUGCUUGGUUUACGAGCUUGUUCCAAAUGGCAGCGUUGAGUCCCACUUGCAUGGUGUGGACAAGAGAAAGAGGCCUCUUGACUGGGAUGCACGUUUGAAGAUUGCUCUUGGUGCGGCAAGAGGAUUGGCUUAUCUUCAUGAAGAUUCUAAUCCACGUGUGAUUCACCGAGACUUCAAGGCAAGUAAUGUCUUACUAGAAGAUGACAUCACUCCCAAGGUUUCAGAUUUUGGGUUGGCGAGGGAAGCAACAGAAGGAAGUCAUCAUAUUUCCACUCGAGUUAUGGGUACUUUUGGGUAUGUUGCUCCUGAAUAUGCAAUGACAGGGCAUCUACUUGUCAAAAGUGAUGUUUACAGUUAUGGGGUUGUGCUAUUAGAACUUCUCUCUGGGAGAAAACCCGUGGACAUGUCUCAACCUCCAGGACAAGAAAACCUUGUGACUUGGGCACGGCCCCUACUUACCAGUAGGGAAGGUUUGCAACAGCUGGUGGAUCCUACCUUGGCUGGAAGCUACGACUUUGAUGACAUGGCUAGGGUGGCUGCCAUUGCUUCCAUGUGUGUUCACCCGGAGGUGACUCACCGGCCAUUCAUGGGGGAAGUCGUGCAGGCCUUAAAGCUCGUAUACAACGAUACAGACGAGACUUGUGGGGAUUGCUGUAGUCAGAAAGAGUCUUCUGCUCGAGAUUCAGACUUCAAAGGCGAUCUUGUACCUUCUGACAGUAGUUGGUGGAAUGCUGGCGCUCUUACCCCGAGGUUAACUUAUGGGCAUGCCUCCUCUUUCAUAACAAUGGAUUACAGUUCAGGUCCGCUUGAAGAGUUAGAAAACAGACCGUUUUCAGCUUCAAGUUUAUUUGGGGGAGGAGGGGUUUCUUUGCCCAUCGGGCAUGGGAAUAGAUCUGGUCCUUUGAGGACAGUUCGGAGUAAACCAGCCUUUUAUAGGUUAAAGGGGAGUAUGAGUGAACAUGGUGGAUUGCUCCCAAGGUAUGGUUGGGAUGGCGGCACUGGUUAUGAAGCGUCGUUUUAGUGCUUUUGAAUUGUACAGUAUGGAAGGGCCAUUGAUAUUCAAAGAGUGUUUUUCAGUGUAGUUUAGGAGUUUGAUUGGUGCGGUUUCUAUAUAUGAAAGAGAGAGGCUUCUAAUUUUGAUGAUCUUAAUUCAUUACCAUACAAAAGGAGGUGUAAGGUGGGAUGCUCCCGUGUUGUAUAUGUAGUCAAUUUGUUUCUU
Molecule: messenger RNA, 2918 nt
Organism: Ilex paraguariensis (yerba mate)
Lineage: Eukaryota; Viridiplantae; Streptophyta; Magnoliopsida; Aquifoliales; Aquifoliaceae
Source: the annotation of a GenBank genome assembly